AUGGGCAAGCAAAGGGGGAGCUCUGAGAGCCACCGCAUCCCCCGGUGCAGGCCGGCUCUGUGCGGCCAUGCUGGUGGGCGCAAGUGGCGGCGGCGGCUGCAGCCAAAUGGAGGAAAGUUCAUGCCGGGGGGGCCAGGGAGGCCCCGGCCGGAGGCUCUGGAGGGCCAGGAGGGAAGAAGCGAGACUUGGGGCACUCAACUCACCUGCCUCCGCUUUCUUUCUGCAGAGCUUCCAGAAAACUGCCAGCAGCUCCUCCUGGAAGGGCAGCAAAGCAGCGGCAUCUUCCAGAUCCAGCCCACUGGGUCUCAGCCCUUCAAAGUCUACUGUGACAUGACAGCAGAAGGUGGCUGGACAGUGAUCCAGAGGCGUAAAGAUGGCUCUGUGGACUUUGACCAACUUUGGGAUGCCUAUAGGAAUGGCUUUGGAGACCUUCAUGGUGACUUCUGGCUGGGCCUGGAGAAGAUCCAUCACCUUGUCCAAGAGGGAAGAUACAAUCUGUUGAUCGAGCUGGAAGACUGGGAGGGGAAUUCCCAGGCGGUUCAGUUUGUUUUCAGCCUCGGUGGCGAGAGCACAGCCUAUACACUCAACCUGCUGGGACCUCUCUCUGGAGAACUGGAAAAUGCCAUUGGGGACUUCAGGCAGCUGCCCUUCUCCACUCGAGAUCGUGACCAUGAUCUCAAAGCUGACACAAACUGUGCCAAACACCUGUCAGGUGGCUGGUGGUUCAGCACUUGUGGCCAUGCCAACCUCAACGGGAAGUACUUCCGCUCCAUUCCCCGCCAGCGGCAUGAGCGCAAACAAGGCAUCUUCUGGAAGACAUGGAAAGGGAGGUACUACCCUCUGAAGUCGACCACCAUGAAAAUCCAACCCACAGAGCUGGAAGCAGAACCCUAAAGCUGCUGUUUCAGACUUGACCUUCUCUGUGGAGCGCAGAUAUGAGCUCCAUCACUUGGUGUUUACAGAAAACAACCCCACCCUUCCCGGGAAUCCACAGGGGACCGUUCCUCUUGCUCGUAGCCCUUUAGUGGGCAGUGACUGUGGCCAGGCACGAUGCAGUGAUCAGCUUCUCACUGUAAGUAG
Molecule: messenger RNA, 1080 nt
Organism: Tinamus guttatus (white-throated tinamou)
Lineage: Eukaryota; Metazoa; Chordata; Aves; Tinamiformes; Tinamidae
Source: RefSeq, a predicted model, not a curated record